AUGGAAACGCACGUCGCAGGAACAUUAGCGCAAUUUGGUAUAUCUCCGGUAGUUGCGAAAACGCUGAGCCCUGCUGCGUUGGAUUUUAUCGUAGCAACAAUUUCAACGCGUGAAAUAUCCGAAACUCUUGCUAAAAAUAAGAUCGAUGGCGACGUUGAGAAGGAAAUUCGAGCUCUCCUCCAGCGAAUUUCAAUGAGAACAUUUUUGCUCAACCUUCGCGCUAAUAUCUUUCGCGGAACUUAUAGGAACUGCAGAAUUCGCAUGGAUAUCAAGCUUCACACACGUGCCGCUCUAAACGUGAAUGACGCCUAUUUCGUAAUGGAGUUGAGUACACAAAAUGAGACGAAAAUAAUACGAAUUAGCCCAAAAAUGCUUGCCAAGCUGAUUGAGGACGUUUCGUGUGCUGCUCGCCUGAUGAGAAACCCUCAAAUCGCUGCCUAA
Messenger RNA from Caenorhabditis bovis, 441 nucleotides. Lineage: Eukaryota; Metazoa; Nematoda; Chromadorea; Rhabditida; Rhabditidae. The record is from the annotation of a GenBank genome assembly.